AACUGUCUGGAAAUGGAGCGAUAUUUGAAGAAUGAGCCCAAGCUGACAUCCUUUAAAAAACUUUCUCAUCAAAUGAAGAAUCCUCACAAUGCAUUAUGGAAACACUCCAACACAGAGGCCUCGGGUAACCAUGACGGAUAUGACUUGGGCGAUACAUCCUGUAGAGAACAUAGUUUGAAUCCUAGCAGCACUGCCGAACACAGACUAAGUCUAAACGACGAGAGUUCGUGCUCACCGUUCAGUAGUCAUGGGGCUACAGAGUAUGUAGAUUUUGAAGUUCCAGACUCGGAAAUAGAUCCCGAUGAUAUUCCAGACAUCUGUGAUGAAAUCCACGAUUGUGAAGAUGAUGACAGUGACUUAGAUGAAGAAGUGGAACAUUGUGACAGGUUGGAGGAACUGGCAAAACUUAAUAUCAGUGACGUUUUGUCGGACAGACUAUCCGAUGCCGUCAGUCUCAACAGUUUUAGCUCAUCUUCUAGCAGAGUUUCAUGGGACAGUAAUAUCAGCGACCCACCUAUAUCUCCAUCAAGGUAUAAAUCCAACGAUCCAUUUGCCUUGAAGCUAGUUGCUCAGCCAGGAAGAACAGAGUCGGUCCGGUCGUAUUCUGCAGAUUUUGCCCACAAGCAUAAACUAAUGCUCAGUUCAGCUGAUACUGCAAAAUUCCGUGCGUUGCAGCAUCCGCAGCACGCUCAGCAUCAUCAUAAUGUGCACAUUUCACAAGGCCACUCAACAGCUCUAGUGUCAGGGUCUCAUUCUCCACAGAGCUUAGUCCAGAGACCUCCUGUACCACCAUUAGCUCAGCGAACAAAAGUUGACGCUAGUCCGGAUAACAGGCGGCGGAUUCACAAAUGCCCAUACAAUGGAUGCAGGAAAAUCUAUACAAAGAGUUCACACUUGAAAGCACAUUUACGUACUCAUACUGGUGAAAAACCAUACAAGUGCACGUGGGAGGGAUGCGAGUGGAGAUUUGCCAGAUCUGAUGAGCUGACUCGCCACUACAGAAAACAUACCGGUGCCAAACCAUUUCAGUGCCGUUUCUGCCCCAGGUGUUUCUCCAGAAGUGACCACCUUGCUUUGCACAUGAAGCGACACUCUAGCAUGGACUUGUAA
Molecule: messenger RNA, 1110 nt
Organism: Candidula unifasciata
Lineage: Eukaryota; Metazoa; Mollusca; Gastropoda; Stylommatophora; Geomitridae
Source: the annotation of a GenBank genome assembly